CCGUCGGUUGUAUGAACGUCCUUUUUAAUGGUGGAAAUCUGACGAUAAGACGAGAUGUCAACACAAAACUUACCGAUGCAGUCUGUUCAGACUUUUGGGCGCAAGAAAACGUCUACAGCAGUUGCCCACUGCAAACGAGGAAAGGGAUUGGUAAAGGUGAAUGGCCGCCCACUGGAAUAUAUUGAGCCGAUCACUCUUCGAUACAAGCUUCAAGAGCCAAUCCUUCUCCUGGGCAAGGAGCGGUUCUCUGAGGUUGACAUUAGAAUACGUGUGAAAGGAGGUGGACACGUUGCACAGAUAUAUGCUGUGCGACAGGCCUUGUCCAAGGCUCUGGUCGCCUACUACCAGAAAUACGUGGAUGAAGCAUCAAAGAAGGAGAUCAAGGAUAUUCUCAUCCAGUACGACAAGUCACUGCUGGUAGCAGAUCCUCGUCGUAGCGAACCCAAGAAGUUUGGUGGCCCCGGACCACGCGCUCGCUACCAGAAGUCUUACCGUUAAUCAUAAGCUCUUUAUAUGUAUGCUGAAAAUGUGUAAAAAUUAAAGACGUGCGGCACAGAACAUG
This is a messenger RNA of Priapulus caudatus, 562 nucleotides long. Its product is annotated as 40S ribosomal protein S16-like. Bases 55 to 498 code for a protein of 147 amino acids. NCBI's taxonomy places the organism in Eukaryota, Metazoa, Priapulida, Priapulimorpha, Priapulimorphida, Priapulidae. Gene Ontology annotation, biological process: maturation of SSU-rRNA from tricistronic rRNA transcript (SSU-rRNA, 5.8S rRNA, LSU-rRNA); translation. Gene Ontology annotation, molecular function: RNA binding; structural constituent of ribosome. The transcript is spliced from 5 exons. Gene Ontology annotation, cellular component: cytosolic small ribosomal subunit; ribosome. The record is from RefSeq and is a predicted model, not a curated record.